This is a messenger RNA of Centropristis striata (black sea bass), 1008 nucleotides long. It is a transcript of the gene tnfaip6, whose product is annotated as tumor necrosis factor, alpha-induced protein 6. Gene Ontology annotation, biological process: negative regulation of inflammatory response; cell adhesion. The transcript has 6 exons. Gene Ontology annotation, molecular function: hyaluronic acid binding. Bases 76 to 876 code for a protein of 266 amino acids. Lineage: Eukaryota; Metazoa; Chordata; Actinopteri; Perciformes; Serranidae. The record is from RefSeq and is a predicted model, not a curated record.
GUCGCUAUAAAGCCUCUGGAGGAGGAGGAGGAGGAGGCAGAGAGCUGGUGAACAUCUGGAGCAGACAGCUGCAGGAUGCGCUUCUUCACUCUGCUCUGGACUCUGAGCUUCCUGCUCACUGAGACGCAGGCAUGGGGCUACAGGAACGGAAUAUUUCACAACUCCAUCUGGCUCGAACAGGCAGCUGGAGUUUACCACCGCGAGUCCCGUAAAGGCAGAUACCAGCUGACCUACAGAGAGGCCCGGGCCGUCUGCAAGUACGAGGGCGGGAAGCUCGCCACUUACCAACAACUGGAGGCGGCUCGCCAGAUAGGUUUCCAUGUGUGUGCAGCUGGAUGGUUCGAUAAAGGUCACGUGGGUUACCCCAUCGUCAAGGCCGGAGCCAACUGUGGCUUUGGGAAGAUCGGCAUCGUCGACUACGGACACAGACGGAACAAAAGUGAGAGAUGGGACGUUUACUGCUACAACCCAAACUCUAAGGAGUGUGGGGGCGUCCUGACGGAGCAGCAGAAGCUCAUCAAGUCUCCGGGUUUCCCCGACGAGUACCAGGACGAGCAGAUCUGUUACUGGCACAUCCGGGUCCGGCUGGGCCAGAAGAUCCGGCUGCACUUCCUGGAGUUCGACGUGGAGGAGGACACGGGCUGCCUGGCCGACUACCUGGAGGUCUACGACAGCUACGACGACGUGUCCGGCUUCGCUGGCAGAUUCUGUGGUGAUUAUUUACCUGACGACAUCAUCAGUACAGGUAACGUGUUGACGCUGAAGUUCCUGUCCGAUGCGUCGGUCACGGCCGGAGGCUUCCAGCUGCAAUAUGACGCCUUUAACGCAUCGAUGUUUCAUCACAAUUAUCACAAUCAAACUAAUAUAUUCCACUGACGGUUUCACACUGAUCUCAUCCUGUUGCUGUUUUCAUAAAUUACUGUAAUUAAUAAUAAGUCUUUUAAGCUGUUAAGGAAAUGUUUCUGUCAUUACUGGGUUUUUUUGUUCUUAAUAAAAUAACACUCCUGA